AUGGGAUUAGGUGCAUGUCAAAAUUCAAAAUCAGGAUUUCCAGGAAAUCAAACAAUUUCAAUAAAUUCAUCUAAUGGAAGAAAAGAAAAUGUACAAAAUAACUUAAAUUCUCCUCAACAAACUUUUCAAACUGCUGACUCCAAUCAAAAUAGAAACACUUACAACAGACCUCAAAACAGACAGCCCAUGAACCCAGGAACUCAAAACUGGAAUAAUGGUGUAUCUAGCAGAAACUGGAAUGGUGGGCCACCAAUCUGGACCACUGGCAAUUUACAGAAUGGACCCUCUGGUACAAAGGUCAACAAUGUACCAUCCUCAAAUAAUAAAUGGAACAAUGGUCAGCAAAACAAUAACAGACGUUUUAAUGUAAACUGGAACAAUGGACCACCAAAUGGUAACUGGAAUAGUGGACCACCAAAUGGUAACUGGAAUGGUGGACCACCAAAUGGAAACUGGAAUGGUGGACCACCAAAUGGUAACUGGAAUGGUGGACCACCAAAUGGUAACUGGAAUGGUGGACCACCAAAUGGUAACUGGAAUGGUGGACCACCAAAUGGUAAUUGGAAUAAUGGGCCAUCAAAUGGUAAAUGGAAUGGAAAUGCUCCUACUGGAAAUUUGCAAAGUGCACCAACUAAUGGUAAUUGGAAUAAUGGGCCACUAAAUGCAAAUACUGGACAUCCUAAUGGAAACUGGGACAAUGGACCCCUAAAUGGGUCUCCAUAUGGACCUUGGAGUCAAGGUCCACCUUUCACUGGCCCUGGAUUUCAUUUGCUAGAUCCUGACCUUCCUGAUGGGCUGGAUACAAUGUAUCAACGAAUGCAAGCUAUGCAAGCUAUGCAUGCAGUGAAUCAGUAUGCUGGUAACCUUGGAGCAUUUGAUAUUAUUCCCCCUAUGGCUUUUCCGCAUCCUAUGCAAGUCCCUAUUAUGGACCAUGGACCCCCUGGUGUGGGUACUGACCCCAAAACAGGAUUUCCCAUGAGGCCUCACACAAGAGCUGGAGUCUGGAAGGGAAUCGAUUCUCCAAGUGAAAACAGUACAGCUAACAUAACAAUGGCAUUCUCAAGACGAAAUUCAGCUGUGCCAAAAACAAUUCAACCCAAACUAGCUGAGUUCUUACACCAUGGACAGAUUGAUUCAGUAAAUGAAACUAAUAACUCAAGUGGAAUAAAUGGAACACAUUUCCAAUCAAAGACAAUGAAUGUUUCCCAGAACUAUCCUUACAAUCCUUAUAAUUAUGGUUUUAAUGCUUUUGGAUUUAAUCCAUGGGCUCAGUCAUAUCAACCUGAUAUCCCUGACCACCUGGAGAACAAAAAUGAUAGGGCAAAGGCUAUUGAGAACAAGCCCCCAUAUAAUCCUCCUCCAUACAAUCAAGCAAGUUGGUCUCAAAUGCCUAGACAAAGAAUGAAUGGGUUGACCCUGACAAAUCAGACAGGAGAACCUGCAACAAGUGAAAUCAUGAGUCAAGGAAUUCAGAAUGUCCAAAAGAUACAGAGUCAAAUGCCUUCAAAGGGAUGGCUGGCUUCCUCUCCUCAACAGCAAAGAACAAAUCAAGCAUGGCCAUUUCAACAACAGAGAUAUCAACCAUGGACACCUUCCUCAAUACAACAAAGCUCAAAUUUACAGGGAACAAAGAAACCUGACCCUGAUGGAGAAAAACAAGGUGGAGAUGUCGAAAAAGAAGUGGAUAAAGAUAAAGAAGAAAGCCGAACCAAAACCAAUAUUGAUGUGAUCAGAUCUGUUCUGGAUGAAGUUUACAGACAGAGAAACAACAAAGACUUGUCACUGUCAUCUAUAAUGGAUGCUAUCAACAACAGGGAAACAAAAAUCAAAAUGCAGUACAGAUAUGAAGGAAAUGUCCCUCCACCACCUUGGACAAAGCAGUUAGAAAAUAUUGAGCAACAAAAAAGAGAGCCAGUACCUACAUCUAAACCCGCUGAAUUGGUAGAACAAGAAGUAAACAAAACAAGUAUUCCUAGGACUGGAGCAAGUUUCAGGUUUUCAUCAAAAUACAUUCCACAAAACUUUGCAACUCUGAUAAAAAAUCCAAGACUACCAUCCAAUUCAAAUUUUCCUUCAAGUGCACAGGCUCCUCAAAACAUUUCAAACAGUAGAUGGACUCAGACUCCCCACAAACCUUCAAAACAACCAUCUAACCCUACAACCAUUGCCAAUAAAGUUCAAACAAAAGAAAUCAUCCAACAAGCCAUUGGUAUAGUUCAACAAUCUUCUAAAUCAAACAAUAAAGCCAUUUCAGACCUCGCUCAUAUUUUAGGAGACAGCUUGACAACUACUACAGAAAAAGUUGCCACACUGAAUGUGGAUACUGAAAUCACAAUACAAAAAGGGGACAAGGUACAUGUGAUAAAUCAUGAACAACUUAUCACUGUUCCAAUCAAUAGAACUACUCCAUCAACUCCAUCACAGAACAAGAUGGGGGUAACUAUGGCUGUAAUGGAAAUAAUGCCAGAAUUAACUACACCACAAGAAAUGGUUGAAAAGAUUCCUAUUCCUGCAGAAUCUACACUAUCCCCAUCUUCCACCUUUGGUAUUAUAGUAGGAGCACUCAUAGGACUGACUGUCAUUCUGGGACCUAUUAUAUGUAUUUUAUGCAGAGUUCGUAGGAGACAUGGAGAAAAGAAACGGAAAUUGUCUGCUAAACAAAGUGGAUACAGAAGAGGUGAUGCUGAGGCAAUGGAAACCAUGAUCACUUGUGAUUUUGGAGACCCUCUACCAUCUAGCAGUUUUGGGAUUGGUGCUGGUGCUAAAGCUAAAGUGAAAAGCUUCCUAACAAAAACAGUCAGUCCUGGAAAAUCAAGCACAGAACUUCAAACUAUGAAACCUAAAAGUCAAACUACGACUGCAAUGAUUCACUGAAUUAUAUUUCUUAGACUUUUUGCUGUAUGUUUUUAAAAAAAGUUUUUAUUUUUCCUUUGAAAACGGAUGUUGGAAAUCCAAAAACCUUAAAAUCAUGCAAAUACCACUGCUAUAACUGUACUACAUAAACUUACACAGGAAAAUUUUGUCUCCUUUGUGCAAAUAAAUGACUAAAUAUCUUUAGAUUCUUUUG
Saccostrea echinata is the source of this 3067-nucleotide messenger RNA. RefSeq lists its product as uncharacterized. The record is from RefSeq and is a predicted model, not a curated record. Lineage: Eukaryota; Metazoa; Mollusca; Bivalvia; Ostreida; Ostreidae. Bases 1 to 2874 code for a protein of 957 amino acids. The transcript has 2 exons.